Molecule: messenger RNA, 1548 nt
Organism: Neltuma alba
Lineage: Eukaryota; Viridiplantae; Streptophyta; Magnoliopsida; Fabales; Fabaceae
Product: UPF0481 protein At3g47200-like
Exons: 2
Coding region: 1-1548 (515 amino acids)
Source: RefSeq, a predicted model, not a curated record
AUGCCAGGGGCAGGAACACAGUAUAAAGAUGUUCAUGAUCCCGAUGAUAAAUGGAUCGCUGAUAUUGAGACGGCGCUGGGAUGCGUACAUGACGAUGAAGUAAAGACAGGCAGCAUUUGCAGAGUUCCAGAGAAAAUUCGACGAGCCGAAGGCAAAGGGUACAGUUACAGGCCUAAGCUCGUGGCCAUGGGACCCUUCCACAGGGGCACCCGCAGCGACCUGCAAAUCAAUGAAUUGACCAAAUGGCAGUUCAUGCACUCUCUUCUUGCGGGUCCAACGCAGAACAAUUCGUCGACCUUGCACAAGUGCAGUAAGGCCAUUAAAGAGAUAGGGAGCAUAAUUCGAGCGAGCUAUGGGGAGAAAAUAGAAAUGGGAGAAGAGGAGUUUGCCAGGAUGAUGUUAUUGGAUGGCUGCUACCUCUUAGAGUUUCUGCUUAGGCUUACUAAGCAUGAGGAACGUGUUGACCAGAAAUAUGUGUUACAAGUUCUCACAGAUCUCACGCUGCUCGAGAACCAAAUCCCUUUUGUCGUUCUCACAACUUUGUCCUCAAUACUUUUCGAACUUCUGGAUGCUGCUGAGCAACCAAAGCUUGCCAGUCUAUGUGCACCUUCUCAGCAACAAGUUGGCCAUAAGGUCAAACUUUCUCCAAAAAAUACCGCCCAGUCACUCUUUGAAUGCAACGAUGACUUCCCCGAAGGUGUUUAUCAUUUCCUUCAUCUCAUCCAUUUGUGCUCCCCUGAUCCCUAUAGGGAAGAGCAAGGCGGGAAAGAUCCACUAAAACUGCAGCGCUGCGCUAGAAAGCUCCAAGCUUUGGGCAUCACAAUUAAGGCUAAGGCUACACAAACUAACGAUGCUCAAGGCGAUGACCAGUCGGAGGAAACUGCGGCUUCUGUGCUAAGGAAAUUCGUGGACAAGUUCGAAUUCAAAAUAGAAUUUAAUAAGGAGGAGAGAGAACUGACAAUCCCGCCGCUGCACAUAAAAGAAAGAACACAAGUAAAAUGGAGGAAUUUGAUUGCUUGGGAGCAAAUCGGGUUGCCUGAAGUCGGCUACAAAUUCACCUCCUACGCUUAUUUUUUCAAAGGUUUGGUCUGCUCUGUUCAUGACCUCAAACUGCUUAAACAGGAAGGAGUCAUAAAAGUGGAUAACGAGGCCAUCAAGGACGAGGAUUUGGUGAAAAUGUUCCAAACCAUCACAACCGGGGCGGAACAAAGGGAUGGGAGAUACGGGACAGUAUGUCAGGGAUUGAACGCAGCGGAGUGGAAUGGAAUGGCAGGAUGUUGUGCGCUCAUGUUCAGAAUGCCGUGGCAUUAUUGGCGGCGUUUUCUGGAAUGGCUUCAACAUGGAUUAAUGACCUGGCUUCGCACUUUCGUAGAUAUCUAUUUGGGCACUCCAUGGAAGAUCGUCGGAGUUAUUGUCGGUGCAAUUGUGCUUGCUCUCACUAUUACGCAGACCGUUUAUGCGGUACGUGACCCAGUGAGAUUUAGAAGAGCAUGUGGGGAACUCAUUAUGUCCACUUGGAUGCUGGCGUUGAAUAAAAAUGACGUCUAA